Messenger RNA from Hibiscus syriacus, 867 nucleotides. Its product is annotated as zinc-finger homeodomain protein 6-like. Gene Ontology annotation, cellular component: nucleus. Gene Ontology annotation, biological process: regulation of DNA-templated transcription; regulation of developmental process. NCBI's taxonomy places the organism in Eukaryota, Viridiplantae, Streptophyta, Magnoliopsida, Malvales, Malvaceae. The record is from RefSeq and is a predicted model, not a curated record. The transcript is spliced from 2 exons. Gene Ontology annotation, molecular function: transcription cis-regulatory region binding; DNA-binding transcription factor activity. The coding region runs from base 1 to 867 and encodes 288 amino acids.
AUGGUCAACAACCACUCUUACUCUUCAGCUGCAGGAGAAAGAAGAAGAGAUGAAACCGUUCAUGGUGACCCGAACCCACCUCAAACCCUAAUGCUCAACCCCAGAAGAGAUCCAGACCCAAAUCCAGCUUCCAUAGCUAUCAACAACGAGGCAGCGACUGCGGCUGCUACCAGAUCAAGCCUGAAAUCACCGCCGCAACAGCCACCAACAUCACAGCUGCAGCCAGACGCUGGCCCUACCUCGGCAGCUAUUGGCUCUACUCCUUUGAUUAGAUAUAGAGAAUGCUUGAAGAACCACGCCGCCAGCAUGGGCGGCCAUGUAGUGGAUGGUUGUGGGGAGUUCAUGCCGAGCGGCGAAGACGACACACCGGAAGCGAUGAAAUGUGCAGCCUGCAAUUGCCAUAGAAGUUUUCAUAGGAAAGAAAUAAACGGGGAAUCACAAUAUGCACCAAGCUCUUAUUAUUAUAAUCUUAACGGAAACAACAGGAGAAGAAACGCUGCACGUCGUCUUGAUCCUCAACAACCAACCCCUCUUCAUCAUCAUCAUCAACAAAGAUUUCCACCUCUGUUGAUGAACUUCGGUGGCGGUGGCGGCGGCCCUGCGGAGUCAUGGAGGGAAGAUCUCAAUAUGUUUGAUUUCAAUGGAGGAGAACCUUCGCACCCACAUUCAUCGAAGAAGAGAUUUAGAACAAAGUUCAGUCAAGAACAGAAGGAUAAGAUGAUGGAGUUCGCCGAUCAGUUGGGGUGGAGAAUCCAGAAACAAGAUGUAGAAGACAUGCAGCGGUUCUGCGAUCAAGUGGGAGUAAAGAGACAAGUUUUCAAAGUUUGGAUGCACAACAACAAACAAGCCAUGAAGAGAAAAAUGUAA